Molecule: messenger RNA, 4543 nt
Organism: Engraulis encrasicolus (European anchovy)
Lineage: Eukaryota; Metazoa; Chordata; Actinopteri; Clupeiformes; Engraulidae
Gene: ldb1a
Product: LIM domain binding 1a
Exons: 13
Coding region: 672-1733 (353 amino acids)
Biological process (GO): nervous system development; negative regulation of transcription by RNA polymerase II; positive regulation of transcription by RNA polymerase II
Cellular component (GO): transcription regulator complex; nucleus
Molecular function (GO): LIM domain binding
Source: RefSeq, a predicted model, not a curated record
UGAGGGCUGUCUCCCUCCUGCCUGCCUCCUGCCUCUCUCACUGCCUGACUGCUUGCGUCUCCUCCUCCCUCUGUCUCUCUCUCUCUCUUCCUCUCUCCCUCUCUCUCCUCCUCCUCCUCCUCUCCAUGCUCCAGCUCCACACUCUGGUCCUUUUCUUUCCUCUCACUCCGCUCAGUCACUCAGUCACUCACUCUAUCGCUCACUCGCUCUCUCUCUCUCUCUCUCUCUCUCUCUUUCAGCACUCUGUUGUUCUGCCUGUCUUCCUAACGCUGUCGCUAGUAACACGCUGGUCAGUCCAGUCUGUUUCUCUCUCUCCCUCCCUCCCUCCCUCUCUCUCUCUCCCUCUCUGCCUCCCUCCAUCUCUCCUUUUCUGCUGCGCUCUUCGCUCUCCGCUCACACACACUCUCUCUCUCUGCGCUCUCCGUGUGUGUGUGUGUGUUUUUUGCGCUCAUCUCUAAUUGACCUCGCUUCAGUGUCGUCAGCGUGUGUGUGCUUUUGGCUGCACCAGAGGCUCCAGACAAAAGAAGAACAAGACAAGGAUCGCAGGACAUUGAGUGGAGCGCCCGGGGGGAAAAGGUGUGCGCGUGCGGACAGAAGAAGCCCCAUGCUAGCAGCGUGAGGAGCUAGCCCAGCCGAUUCUCCCCUCUGAGCCAAGCCAAACAUGUGAGAAGAUGUCUGUUGGAGGCUGUGCGUGCCCAGGCUGCUCCUCUAAAAACUUCAAGCUGUACUCCCCAAAGGAGCCCCCCAACGGUAGUGCCUUCCCCCCCUUCCACCCAGGCACCAUGCUGGACCGAGACGUGGGCCCCACACCAAUGUACCCUCCUACAUACUUGGAGCCGGGAAUAGGGAGGCACACACCGUAUGGGAACCAGACAGACUACAGAAUAUUUGAGCUCAAUAAGCGGCUACAGAACUGGACCGAGGACUGUGACAACUUAUGGUGGGAUGCCUUCACCACAGAGUUCUUCGAGGAUGACGCCAUGCUCACUAUUACGUUCUGUCUGGAAGAUGGGCCCAAACGAUACACUAUCGGUCGGACAUUGAUCCCACGAUACUUCCGGAGUAUCUUUGAGGGGGGAGCCACAGAGUUGUUCUAUGUCUUGAAGCACCCUAAGGAGUCGUUCCACAACAACUUUGUGUCCCUGGACUGCGACCAGUGCACCAUGGUCACACAGAAUGGAAAGCCCAUGUUUACACAGGUUUAUGUGGAGGGCCGGCUGUACUUGGAGUUCAUGUUUGACGACAUGAUGCGCAUCAAGACGUGGCACUUCAGCAUACGGCAGCACCGGGAGGUGGUACCACGUAGCAUCGUCGCCAUGCAUGCCCAAGAUCCUCAGAUGCUGGAACAGCUGUCGAAAAACAUCACGCGAUGCGGCCUCUCCAACUCCACAUUAAACUACCUCCGACUGUGCGUAAUCCUGGAGCCCAUGCAGGAGCUGAUGUCCAGACAUAAGACCUACAGCCUCAGCCCCCGAGACUGCCUCAAGACCUGCCUCUUCCAGAAGUGGCAGAGGAUGGUGGCUCCACCAGCCGAGCCGACCAGACAGCCGCCCAACAAGCGGCGGAAACGCAAGAUGUCGGGCGGCAGCACCAUGAGCACGGGCGGCGGCAACAACAACAACAACAACAGCAAGAAGAAGAGCCCCGCCUCCAGCUUCGGCCUCUCCAGCCAGGUACCUGACCUGGUUGGAACAAAAACCUGUGCAGGGCCGGAGCUUGAGGACCGGAGUUGAGAGCCACUACCUUUUAAUCUGAAAACAAACACAUGAUAAAAAGAAAAUGUGUACAAAAACCAAGAAAUGCUCAAAGCGUUGACAUUGAGGUACCGGAGUAUGGGGCACGUUCUCCAAGAUCAGAUUGAACUGACCACACACAGAAAAAUGUCCCAAACUCGGCAGAAGUGUUCUUUCCUUUCUUUUUUGUAUCUUUUACAUGGGUUUUUGUUUUUUAUUUUUUAUAACAGUUUUUCUAAAAAAAAAAUGGAAACCAACUAGCAAGUAUAAAACAAAACAAAACACCCUGAAUAUUCUUUGCACUGUUUUUCUCAGUCUAUUUUUCUUAUAAUGGUGGACUCUGUUCUUUUUAGUCCUGUUAAUAUUGGAAAAAAACAAACAAAAUCAUGCGAAAAACAUCAGAAAAGCGUAACUGGAGAAUAAAAUCUAUAAAUGUGUAUAAAAGCUAUUCCUGUCAAAUAUUUUGUAGCAUUACUAUCAUGAUAAUGAUGUAAUAACAUGGUCUGUGUACGUGAUUUAUCUGACGACAUCAUCAAAGACUAUUUUAAAGGUGCAGUAAGUGUUUUUUGUCACAUUUCCAGAAUGUUCUGUGAGGUUUUUAUGUUUUCAAUGUCAUGGAAAAAUGGAGGGGAAAGAACAAAAAAAAAAGAGUUUUGAAAAUCGUGAUUUUUAGAAUGUAUGCAGCAAUUCAGAACACUGGCCUCAUGGGCAGCUUUUCUGAUCUACUAUCAGGAAGGCCAUGUUCUGAGGCAUUUAUUGACUAAAAAUUACAACGUGAAAAGCAUAUGGACAAAAAACCUCUGCCCUGCACCUUUAAAUGUGACUUUUCAAAGCAGCCGCCAUUUUGACAUGAUUGCUUUCCUCUUUAGAAGUGUAAGUCAUAACCUGCAUGUUUGAGCCCCCUCCCCACACACAUGUAUAAAAGCUCACUCUUAGAGCAUCCUCUCGACUUCAAAUUGCCCACAGCACUUUGUUCCCCGAUCAAGCUACAGGGGAACGAUGGCCGAAUACCUCCCAGAAAACAUCAUUUGGAAAAAGGAAAAGGUUUUUUUGUUCAUUUUUUUCUGUGUGUGUGUGUAUGUGCAUGUGUGCGUGUGUGUGUGCGUCCGUGCGUGCGUGCGUGUGUGUGCGUGCGUGCUUGUGUUUAUGCGUCUGAGUGUAUGAUGCUAUCUCUUGGGGUGCGUGUUUUGUACACUUUGUUUUAGUCGCCUCCCACCCCCCUAAACCACCACCAUGUGUUUUAAUUGGACUGGAAGUCCCACUCCCUCCUCACUGCUGGUGAUGGUGUCUAAAGGCAACAUCUUAACCUGCUCAUACACUCCACCCAGCCCAACGUUCAGAAAUGUUCACUCUUGCACUACAAAGGGCACUAUGUAGAAUGUGAAAUACAUUUUUUGUUCCCUAUGUAGUUCACUCUGAAGUGCACGAGUAAACAUUUUGGAUUCAUUUUAGAAAUAGAAAAGAUUUGAAAGCUACAGACCAAGAAGCUGAUGGCAAGAUCCUUUAAGAUCACUCCUUCUGAGAAAUUUGUACAAGAGAAUAACUAAUUCUGUGGGAUAUUUUUGUUUUGUUUUUAAUUUUUGUUUAUUUUCCCCCCUUCCUCCCUCUUAUUUUGUAAUUUCAAUUUUGUGUAUUUGUGCUUGUAUAUUUAAGACAGUAGCCAGUUUCUGUACAACUGUACUUCUGUGUAUCCCUCCUUAGACCACCCUAAAGAACAUCCCUGUCUUAUGUAAAAAAACAAUAACAUUUUUUUGUCAAAUAAAGAAAUGUAUGAAGUUUUAAAAAGUAAAAGGGUACAGAUACCAUUCACGUCAGAAGUAGCUGAUUAUAGUUUUUACUUCGAUGUAUAAUGUAUUUAUUUUUUAUUUUGACUUCACGUCAUUGUAUUCUUUAUGGAUUCAGUACGUCAUUUUUUCUGUAAAAUAUGUCAAUAUUUGCUGGGAAUGAAUUUGAUGUUGCUACACUUUUCAACAGGGGCAUAUUUGUGUGUAACCUAACCUGAUCUUAUACUAAGCGCCCGAUGAGGUAGGCAUACAGUAUAACAUCUGUAGGAGACGAGGAGCCCGAUGACUAGUACUGAUGAUGAUCUCGACUUUUCUCUAGCAGCAGCUCUCUGUGAUUGAAGUGCUGGAGGACUGUCUGGCAAUGUCCAAAAUAAUCCCUUGUUCACUACAUAGGGCACAAGUUGAGAUGUUUUGCUUCCUCUGUAGUGCAAUAUGCAGUGAAUUAGUCAACAUUUUGGACAUACCCUGUGUGUAUUUGUGUAUCUUUGCACACUGCUAACUGCGUAUGGAAGGACCAUUUGCUUUGUCCAUAGAAUAUACAGUCAAUGGUGUGUGUGUACACAGCACACUUGUGAGCGCAUCGGUGUGGUAACGCUGCAGAAUAGCAGCAGGGGGCGGUCUGGUGCACUCUUUGAAACACGUCACAUUUCUUUACACUGCAUACAGUACCCUCCCCGCCAGCUUAACAAAAGGCACUGGUAUAAUGAGAUAUUUAAAGACAAAACAAAACAAAAAUAAUGUCCUUUUUGCAGAAACUUUUUUCACUAAUAUUUGCUCUAUCUGUGUUGUUGAUAUGAAAAACCAAAAUUCAGCCGAUGAUGAUGAUAGUGAUGAUAAAGAGCAGCAGAGAUGAUGGCUUAUGUCACAGAGCUAACUGCUGGCCGGGGUGGGCCAAGACAGAAUGGUGGUGUACCCUCUUCACUGUACCUCUCAUCCAGGGGGGACAGUUUGAUAUAUAUUUUUGCUUAGUUUCUGCCAUUGAUAAUUCAUGUAUGGUAUCAAUAAAAAAGACUUUUCACUUGUAAA